Papaver somniferum (opium poppy) is the source of this 1639-nucleotide messenger RNA. Its product is annotated as thiamine pyrophosphokinase 1-like. NCBI's taxonomy places the organism in Eukaryota, Viridiplantae, Streptophyta, Magnoliopsida, Ranunculales, Papaveraceae. The record is from RefSeq and is a predicted model, not a curated record. The transcript has 5 exons. Bases 376 to 1152 code for a protein of 258 amino acids. Gene Ontology annotation, molecular function: thiamine diphosphokinase activity; ATP binding; thiamine binding. Gene Ontology annotation, biological process: thiamine diphosphate biosynthetic process; thiamine metabolic process.
AUGCAUUGCAAAUUUAAAACGACUUCAUAGGGGAAUGAUAUUCACAAUGCAACUGAAGCUUCCUAUCUCUCAAGUUUCAUCAAGUGAACCUUUGACCUGUGACACACACAUCUAGAUUUUGAAAAUGGGUUACAAGUUCAUUGGUACACGAAAAUGCAUUCAGGAUGUGUUAGACAAUGACUUUCCCCCAUGGAAAAUCGGUAAUGAAUAAAUUAUUAUUAGUUGGUUAAAAACUUUUAAAAUAAAGGCGUGUCCAGAAUCUAUGGCAACAAGAAGUAAUGUCCCUCGGCAAAAAGUCCACAUCAAAAAUCAUCUUUCUUCGUCAAAACCAAAUCGAAAAAACCCUCUAGUUAAUCAUCGAGGAGGAGCGACGCCAUGGAUUUAAUGUCUCAUUGUUCAUCAUUCCUUCUUCCUUGUAUUCCUCAAUCUUCAGAAGAUAAGAAAACUUAUGCUCUCAUACUUCUUAAUCAACCUCUCCCCAAAUUCACACCUCUCUUGUGGAACCAUGCAAAGUUAUGUUUAUGUGCUGAUGGUGGAGCUAAUAGAGUGUUUGAUGAAAUGCCUCUGUUAUUACCACAACAAGAUCCUCUUCUUGUUAGAAACAGGUAUAAACCAGAUGUGAUUAAAGGGGAUAUGGAUUCAAUUAGAACUGAAGUUAAAGACUUCUAUGCAAAUUUGGGAUCCCAAAUAGUGGAUGAAUCGCAGGAUCAGGAUACCACGGAUCUUCACAAGUGCAUAUCAUUUAUUCAGGAUGCUACUCCAAAUGUGGACAAAUCUGAUCUAUGCAUUCUUGUUGCUGGAGCACUUGGGGGGAGAUUCGAUCAUGAGAUUGGAAAUAUCAAUGUUCUUUGUAAAUUCUCAGACAUCCGGAUAGUUCUUAUAUCUGAUGACUGCCUUAUCCAACUUCUUCCAAGGACCCAUCGUCAUGAGAUCAAUAUUUUGUCAUCUGUAGAAGGCCCACAUUGUGGGCUCAUCCCUAUUGCUACAGCCUCUGCAAAAGCCACAACUUCUGGGUUGCAAUGGGAUCUUGAUGAUACUGAGAUGAAAUUUGGUGGGUUAAUAAGUACUUCGAAUAUCGUGAGGGAAGAGAAGAUCACUGUGCAAUCAGAUUCAGAUCUUUUGUGGACGAUAUCAAUUCAAAAACCAACUUGAAGGUUAUGUCCUCCACUUUAAGCCUGCUGCUGAGUUAAGUGAUGCAAAAUAUCUCUCUUUCUUUAUCUUUUGCUUCUUUUCUUCUAGUUACUUGUAUGUAAAUAAAGAAAACCUCCUACAGUAGAUUUGGUUUUAGAGUUGUUUGUUUAUAUAUGUAUAUAAGCACAACAUGUCGAAGUUUAUGUGAUUAGUUGUUUGCUAGUAGAACUGUAAUAUCAGGCGGGUAUUGGCGGUAUUAUAGUUGUCCAAUACUCUUAACUGGUAAUCAAUUUUAGGUUCUGAAAACAAGAAGAGGGGGGCACUGCUUAGGUUUAUUGAUAUUACUAUAUAGGUUUAUAUUAGAUUCAGAUUGGGACUUUAAUUUGUACAAGGAAAGAAUUGAUGGCGGAUAUAUUAGUGACAGUGGAAAUUCUUCUAUUCUGACGCUCGCCUCAUGAAUUGGGUACUGUUGAUGUAAUUCUGCUCUAUGUUAUAAUUGCUUGCUUUU